This is a messenger RNA of Fusarium keratoplasticum, 5103 nucleotides long. RefSeq lists its product as uncharacterized. The transcript has a single exon. Bases 1 to 5103 code for a protein of 1700 amino acids. The record is from RefSeq and is a predicted model, not a curated record. Lineage: Eukaryota; Fungi; Ascomycota; Sordariomycetes; Hypocreales; Nectriaceae.
AUGGCUGGCCUUCCAGAGGGCUGGGACAUGGACUAUGACGGUCAGCGAUGGUUCUACAAGUACAAGCCCACCGGACACAUUCAAUACCACUUCCCCAAGGAGGGCGACGAGUUCCCCGACUUUGUCGACGCAGGCGCCCCGGCGCCUGACCUAGCUCCCGAAGAGCGUCUCGAGUCGCAGCAGCAAGUUCGCCGGCAUGCGAGCACUACAACGGCGAGCGCCUACGCAAAGGCGAGGAGGGAGGAGAAUGGCUGGGAGAGUCGCAUGUCGGCCACCGCGAGGCCUGUGAGUGCCGUGUGGGACGGUGAUGGCGGCGGCGGCGGCGAUGACGACAACGCCGUUUUCCAGCCGGAGAACUUUAUGUAUCUCGGCCCGGGAGCAUACAACGAUGUGAGCCCGCUGGCCGAGGAGGAAGAGGAGGCUGCGAGGAGGGUUGUUGCGGGUGGCAUUGAGGACAAGUUCGAGAAGCCUCCCGGUAAGGGCGUGAGCCCAAUCGCCAGCGAGAAGACGACACCCGCCCAUGGAGCAGCUCAUGCCGAGCUCGUAAUGGGAGAGCCGGUCGCUGUUCCGCCCACGGUCCCCGAGGAGACACACGAAUUCGUCCCCAUGGGGCCCCCGGACCCGGUGGGUGUGAUAGCUGAGAUGCCCACCGAAGAUACGGGCCCUGCGAGGGUAGAGACGAAUCCGCCACCGGUCGAAAUGGCGGAUAAUAUGGUGCUCGCACCCAUCGAGACGGCCCCGCCGCCGCUGUUGGCAGAACUUCCGGAGCAGUCCAGCCCCGUGGAGAAGAAGAACGAGGAACCUCAGCUCGCACCGGGAUCGCUAAGGAACUAUGGUGGUCAAAUGCAGCCUCUGCGGACACAGAAGAAGCCAGCGCCUCCAGUAGAGGAAGUCGUCGGUGGAUUCCAAGCUUAUAAGCCCAAGUCGGCUGGAAACACACCAGAUAUCUCACGGGGGUCCACGCCCAUGAGAGAGGAGCCUGUUCUGGAGCGAAGAAGGACGUUCCAGCCAGAAGAUCACCUCAUGAUGAAUAUGAAACCUGCUCAGCCGCCUUACAGAGAGGCUACGAGUACUCCAGCUGUGCUUGCGCCGCCUCAAGUUCCCCCGAAGCACCCGAUUGACGACCCCUCAAUACAGAAUGCACCGACCCCUCCUGUUAUGGGUAUCGAUUCUGGCUCUGUUGGGCCUCAGGGACCGCAGCCUCCGCCAGGCAAUCUGGCAUAUAUGCCCUCUGUGCUCAAGGCUGGACGGAGUGGAAAUCGACAGGAUUCAUUCUCGGCUGGACCAUCAACGUUGGCUUCACUCGACGAUGAUAAGAGGGCAUCCUUGGCACCAGGUCAACAGGGCGAUCUCGCUCAUAUGCCUUCCGUGUUGAAGCCAGCCCGUGGAAGAGCCCCCUCGCAACCUGGUCAACAACCUCAAUUUCCACCACAGAAUCCCGCAGCACCACCUGGUCAAGGACACGGGUAUAAGCCACCUGCUCAGGGACAACAUCCCCCGUCCAUGACUCCGGCACCUCACGUCCAGCAGCAGCGUCUUCAGGAGGAACCCAAGAUGGGCGUUCAACGAGUCAACACCGUCCCCGACUCACUGCCUUCUCAAAGACCAGCAUCUAUGAUUCAAGGCGCAACAUACCAGGGACAGCAGAUGAGUGUUCCAGCUGGUGUGAAUCAAGCACAGCAACCUGUAAGGCCUGCAAGUGUGAUGCCAAACAUGAUGGGAGGACAUCCCCAGCAAGCAGCAGGACGGCCAAAUCCCCCAAUUCCGGCUAAGAAAGGCGUUAUCCCACCGUAUCCUGAUCAGAUUCCCGCCACAGCUCCUCCUCCAUCAGGACAAGCAGCUCCGUUCGGGAGACCUCCGGUUCAAAACCCGCCGUAUCCUGUUGACAGUCUCCCGUAUCCCGACGACCCUCCAAUGCAAAGGCCACCCCCGAAUUUCCCGUCGCAGGGCGCUGGUGCAGCGCCGGGUCCUGGGCAUCUCAACCGACGCCAUUCAUCGUUCAGCGGUGCAGAGGUUUCGCCUAUCGACUCUCGACACGGAAGCAUGUCCUCUAUGUAUCCCCUUCAAACUCCUUCUCCCAUGGAAAACAGCCGUCGGGGCUCAUCGUCCGCCUCACUCAACCAGGCCGUUAACCAACCUAAUUACACACCCUCUCCUGUCUCACAGUCUUCAUCGUCCAUGUACGGCUUCACGCCUACGCCUCCUUCGGCACCAACCAACCAGGCCCAGCAAGGCUACUUCACCAUGCAAGACGUCGAAGGUCAAGGUCACGCCAUAGCUGCGCAAAACAUGCUGCGCAAGAAGUCACUGAGUCGAGGACCCCCUGAUGCUCGACGAAGCUCUGUGGGCUCGCCGCUGUCCUCUCCGCCAACAACGGAGUCGUAUGGCGUGGCCCAGCAGGGGCUGGCACGCUCGAAAUCUCUCCGCCAGACAUCUCAGGGCAACGUUGUUCCGCAGAGCCAAGUCGUCCCCGCGCCGACCCCGCCACCGCAGGGGCAGCAGUUCCUGGGCCGAAUCGAAGAGCACGAAGAGGUGCCAAGCGGGACAGUGAGCCGGUCUUCAACAACGAGUGGAUCGCCAGAGAAGACAAGGCGCAGUUCGAUGGCCUCGUCGGUACAGCAUAGUCCGGCGGGCAGUCGGAGGACGAGUCUGCAGGGUGAUAGUCCAGGAGGGGCCUCCCCUAGUCAACCCCAGGGGCAAUAUAGUCCUUCGAACCACCCCCCCCAGGGCCCUAUGCCUCCUCAAGGACAGUUUAUAUCCCAAGGUCCAGUUCAGGGGCAAGGACCUCCAGGUGCUCCCUAUCCCGGUCAGACGCCUAUGCAAAAUCCAGCCCAGCUGCAAAGGAAGCCAUCUAAGGGGCAAGCACCUAUCCAAGGUGCUCCUCGUCCUCAAGGCCAGCCCCCGUACCCGAAUCAGAUGCCAGUUCAAGGACAAGUCCCCGUUGGCGGCCCGAUGUCACCUCAGGGACAGAUGCCCCCUCAAGCUCUGCCUGGACAGCAAGGGCAGAGACCACAAGGGCAGCCUAUUCCAGGCCAGACUCCUCCACCAGCUCAGACUUCUCAUCAUGGCCCAGGAAAGCUACUACGGAAGCUCUCAAAGACGCAGCCUUCCCCACCACAGGCUGCCCCUCAGGGACAACCUCCUUACCCACAACAAGCACCUGGUCCAAAGUUGCUGCAGAGAAGGUCUUCUCAAGGGCCAGGCAACUCCAUGGCACAGGCUCCUCCCCAAGGCCAGAUGCCACCAGGCCAGAUGCCACAUCCCGGCCAAGCCCCCAACGGCCGAGUGCAGCCGCAGAUCCAGAUUCCCCAGAAUCAACAACAAUGGGCCCCCGGCAUGCAACCCCCAACACCCCAAGGAUUCCGUCCUGGUUCAGUCCCGCCUCAAGGACCGCAAAGUGCCGGCCCCAAAGAGGGCAAGGGAGGCAAGUGGUUCAAACUCUUCAAGGGCGGCUCCAAGUCUACAGCUCCGACCCCGACAACACCAACCGUGUCUUCUCCGGUGACGGCUAUCAACAACGCCCCCCCGAGAUGGGGUGGUGGGGAGUACUCGACUCCGGCGGUUUGGCAACCUGGACAGCCCCCUACUGCUUCACUGGGACCUGGCUUUCAGGGAAACAUGCCGCCACAGCCUGGCCAAGCUCCUCAACCUGGUCAGAUGCCUCCUCAGCCUGUCCGUGGACCUGGAAACGCGGCUCCUGGACAAGUACCCCCUGGGCAGGGCAACAUGCCUCCUCAGCCUGGACAUAUGGCUGCCCAGUCCAGUCAGAUGCCUCAACCUAGUCAGAUACCGACCCAGCCCGUUCCUGGGCCUGGAAGGGCGCCGCCUGGACAAGGUCCCCCCGGGCCCGGCCAAAUGGCUCCUCAACCUGGUCAAAUGCCUAUCCAGCCUGGGCAAAUGGGUCCUAAGCCUGGCCAUGUGCCUACUCAACCUAGCCAGAUGGGCCCUCAGCGCGAUCAAGCACCCCCUGGAAUGGGCCAAGUACCUCCCGGACCUUCGCAGAUCGCCAUGCAACCUGGACAGAGACCUCUGGGACCCGGCCAGAUGCCUCCUCAAUCUGAUCCAAAGCCUCUCCUGCCUGGUGAAAUGGCUCCUCAGCCUGGCCGAAUACCAUCUGGGCAUAUGCCACCACCCAAUCCCCAAGCGCCUCCUGCAGUCGCGGCCCAGAUUGCACCGUCUCCUUCAGCCGGACAUAUUCCAGCAAAUGGCCCUUCUCAAAUGGCCCCCUUAUCACCACCCUCAAAGGCUGGACCAAGCAACGCUCAUCAGAAUCUCCCAUCUCAGAUUCCUCCACCAGGGCAGAACAGUGUUUCCAGGCCCCCUCAGCCUAUGCCCGUGCCACAAAGACGGGCCCCUGAGCCACAUCAGUCAAGGAAUAUACCUGCACCGCUCAGGCCAGACACCCUUCGUGCAAGUCCCGAGCCACCGCUGGCAUCGAGCCCAGGCCUGUCUGAUGCUGGGUUAUCUUCAGUGAGUCGGGUGUCCUCUCACCAGAAGAGAGAUAGCCUGUCUGAUGCGGGAUCUAUCACGACCAUCGAAGUGUCUGAAGCGAAGCCCCAGCCAGUAUUGCGACCUUCAAUUGUCCAGGUUCACAGAAGAUCUACGGAUAUGUUCCGGAAGUCUGAGGAAAUCCAGCGCAACAUGGAGGCUCUGGCAAAUGCGGAUGCCGCUCCCAGGGGUUCUUCAGAUACCUCUCGCUUCGAGCAGCCCCUGACAAUCCAGAAAGCGCCUUCACCAGCUCCUAAGGUUCAGCAACAGCAACCCAUCUCGCGGCCGGGUUCAGCUACCCCUCGUGAUGUCCUUGAAAGGUCCCUCAGUCCAGCACCAUUGUUCUCCAAGGGCGGCUCUCCCAAGUCCGUCCAGAAUGGACCUUCGAGUCAUCGAGAGAACAACAUGGAACCAACACCACUCUUUUCCAAGUCUAACCCUCCUGUGUCGGCUGUCUCUGGCCUCCCGAGUCAACAGAUGAAGCCUGCACCGAUUGUGCAACAACAACCACCAACUCGGCCAGCUCCUCCCCCUGCAGAUGACAAGUGGGCAAAGAAGCCAGUCGUGGACUACUCUGGCGGAGACUGGGGAGAUGACGAUGACUGGGACUAUUAA